Messenger RNA from Oncorhynchus kisutch (coho salmon), 797 nucleotides. RefSeq names its product endothelin converting enzyme 2a (gene ece2a). The record is from RefSeq and is a predicted model, not a curated record. Lineage: Eukaryota; Metazoa; Chordata; Actinopteri; Salmoniformes; Salmonidae. Gene Ontology annotation, molecular function: S-adenosylmethionine-dependent methyltransferase activity. The transcript has 2 exons. The coding region runs from base 52 to 609 and encodes 185 amino acids.
UGAUCAGGAAAUUGACGAUUCUCUCCUCUCCUAGGUUGUGGUAACAGCUCUAUGAGCAGUGACAUGUACGAUGCUGGCUACCACUCCAUCACCAACAUAGACUACUCCUCUGUGUGCAUCGACACCAUGAGUGCCAGGCAUGAUGCCACAUGCCCGGGCAUGACCUGGCAUCAGAUGGACGCGCGCCAGCUCUCCUUCACGGACGCCUCAUACGACGUGGUCCUGGAGAAGGGCACCCUGGACGCCAUGCUGGUGGAAGAGAAGGACCCCUGGAAGGUGUCCUCGGAGACUGCCUGUCUCAUUGACCAGGUACUCAGGGAGAUCAGUCGUGUUUUAAAACCGGGAGGUCGUUUCCUGUCUGUAACCUUCGCCCAGCCUCACUUCAGGAAGCGCCUCUAUGCUCGCCAUGACUACUGCUGGUCUGUACGUACCCGUAGCUACGGAGACGGCUUCCAAUACUUCCUGUAUGUGCUGACCAAAGGGGAGGAGCUUAGUCCAGAUGAUGCCACACUGGAGAGAAGGUUAUUGGAGGAGGCCCAAGAUCUCCCCAAUGAGGUCAGGACCCAGGAAGCAGACACUGAGUCCUUCCUGUAUUGUAUUGACCUAUAGGAUACAGAAUCUCAAUGGACUCUACAACAGGCUACAAGUGACUUAUGUUUGCCAUUAUGCCAAACACUGUUUUUAUCCACUGUGGAUUUUUAACCAGUUGUUAUACUGUGAUACAUCUUUAGGAUUAUGUCAUGUAUGCCUUGUUUUAUUAAGUGAAAACAUCUUUGAUUAAAACUACUUAAAGGCCA